Messenger RNA from Cebus imitator (Panamanian white-faced capuchin), 3480 nucleotides. RefSeq names its product ankyrin repeat and MYND domain containing 1 (gene ANKMY1). Lineage: Eukaryota; Metazoa; Chordata; Mammalia; Primates; Cebidae. The record is from RefSeq and is a predicted model, not a curated record. The transcript has 18 exons. The coding region runs from base 292 to 3303 and encodes 1003 amino acids. Gene Ontology annotation, molecular function: protein binding.
UCACCAUCUGCAAACAAGAGGUGCCUUGAGGAACCCCAAGUCGCCCCAAUGGCCAGGAAGGGCCAAGGGGGGCUCGGCCCGCAAAAGCGGCCCCGCCCAACCCGGAAGCGCCUCUCCGCUUCCCUAAGCCCGCCCCCACGGGUGAGCCACGCCCCUCCCGGAAGUAUUCCAGUCCCGAAGCCCGGCCCGUCCGAAAAACCCGUCCCCGGAAGACACGCCCCUCUCGAAACACCCGCCCCCUGAGGCCCGCCCACCUGGAAGGCCUGAGUCAGGCUGAGGCCGCGGUGCCGCAUGAGGGAUGUCUCAGAAGCCUCUGAGAAGGAAGAGGAGGAAUCUGAGGGCCCGCUGAGGGUGCAGGACCUGAAGGAGGCCCAUCUGCAGCUGGUCCAGGGUGUACAGGAGUGGCCGGAUGGCUGUGUGUACCGGGGGCAGUUUGGGCUGAACACGAAGCUUGGAUAUGGCGAAUUCUCUUGGCCCACGGGUGAGAUGUACCACGGGCAGUUUUACCGGGACCACUGCCACGGCCUGGGUACCUACACGUGGCCAGAUGGCUCCAGUUUCACGGGCACGUUUUACCUCAGCCACCGGGAAGGCUACGGCGCCAUGCGCAUGAAGACGCGGCUCUUCCAGGCUGUCCAGAACAGUUGGUUAGACAUGGACAUAUAUCUUUAUUUUCACUUGGAUAAAUACUCAAGAGUGGGGUUGCUUGUCAAAACAGGGCUAUACAAAGCGGACCAGCGGUUCGGGCCAGGCGUGGAGACCUACCCUGAUGGCAGCCAGGAUGUGGGGCUGUGGUUCCGGGGGCACCUCAUCAAGCUGUGCACCCAGAGCCCCGGUGGCUUCUCCCUCCUCAGCUACCCCGAGUUCUCCAGCUUCCUCACCCACAGCCCUGCAAGGGUCAGCCUCUCAGAAGAGGAGGAGGCAGAGCAGGGACUGCAGGAGGGACAGGACCCCUUUUUCUAUGAGUACAAGCGGCUUCUUCUCCACGACAACCUCACACUGCCUCCAGAGAUGUACGUUUACUCCACUGACAGUGAGCACCUGCCCAUGACCAGCUCUUUGCGCCAAGAGCUGGACGCCCGCAUCUUCCUCAGUGACAUCCCUCCGUUCGUUGAGGAUGGAGAACCCUGGUUCAUAACCAACGAGACCCCUUUGUUGGUCAAAAUCCAGAAGCAAACUUACAAGUUCAGGAACAAGCCAGCUCACACAAGCUGGAACAUGGGUGCCAUCCUGGAGGGGAAGCGCAGUGGCUUUGCACUCUGUGGGCCCAAAGAGCAGCUUGCCAUGGAGAUGAUCCUAAAGGCUGAGGAAGGGAACCAUGACUGGAUUUAUGGGGUCCUGAAGGACAACUUUGCCAGCGCUGACGUGGCGGAUGCAAAGGGCUACACCGUGCUUGCCGCGGCUGCUACUCACUGCCACAACCACAUUGUCAACCUUCUCCUGGACUGUGGGGCCGACGUGAACAAGUGCUCAGAUGACGGCCUCACGCCGCUCAGCAUGUGUUUCCUCCUCUACUAUCCUGCCCGGUCCUUCAAGCCCAACAUUGCUGAGCGGACUGUGCCCAAGCCCCAGGAGCCUCGAAAACUUCCAGUUGCUCCAAUCCUUUCAUCAUUGCUCAUGGACACAAACCUGGAGUCUCUGAACUAUGAGGUGAACGUGCCCUCGCAGGGUAGCUAUGAGCUGAGGCCACACGUCUUGGGCAGCCAGGAGUGCGGCGUCUCCCAGGGCACCAGGCAGUCUGGGAAUUCUGUGGACCGGAGGAGCAGCUCUCUGAAGGGGGACUCACCCUUGGUGAAGGGCAGCCUCGGCCACAUGGAGAGUGGGCUCGGGGACACGCUGGGAAACACAGACCAGUGCACUCCGUGCAGCGCCGACACGAACCUGGAGUCCAACGUGUGUGUGUGCAGCUUCCCCAUCGAGCUCUCGCAGGCCAUGCUGGAGAAGAGCGCCCAGUCCCACAGCCUGCUGACGGCCUCGCCCUCGCUGUGCACCAGCAGCUCCGACAAAGGGACCAUACGGAGGAUGGCGCUGUCCAUGGUUGAGCGGAAGAGGCGCUGGCGGACCAUCCAGCUGCUGCUGCGCCGCGGCGCGGACCCCAACCUGUGCCGCGUGCCCACGCAGGCCCUGUUCCUCGCGGUGAAGGCCGGCGACACGGACGGGGUGAGGCUGCUGCUGGAGCACGGCGCGCGGACCGACAUCCGAUUCCCCCCGCAGCUGGGCGCCCUGACACCACUCCACAUCGCCGCAGCCCUUCCUGGGGAGGAGGGUGUCCGGAUUGUGGAGCUGCUGCUGCACGCCAUCACCGACGUGGAUGCCAAGGCAGCCGACGAGGACGACACUUACAAUCCCGGCAAGGUGGACCUGCUGCCCUCUAGCCUGAAGCUCAGCCAUGAGCCAGGCCCUCCCCGAGCCUAUUACGGCGCGCACACACCCCUCCCUGAGGACGGGGGCAGGACGGCUCUGCACGUGGCCUGUGAGCGGGAGGACAGCAACAAGUAUGCCAGGGACAUCGUCCGGCUCCUUCUGUCCCACAGAGCAAACCCUAACCUGCUGUGGAGCGGCCACUCCCCGCUCUCCCUCUCCAUUGCCAGUGGGAACGACCUGGUUGUGAAGGAGCUCUUGACCCAGGGAGCUGACCCCAACCUGCCCCUGACCAAAGGCUUGGGCAGCGCCCUGUGUGUCGCCUGUGACCUGACGUAUGAGCACCAGAGGAGCAUGGGCAGCAGGCUGGCCCUGAUUGACCGACUCAUCAGUCAUGGGGCUGACAUCCUGAAGCCUGUGACACUCAGGCAGGGGGAGAAGGUGGCAGUGGGUACAGCCGUGGACUAUGGCUACUUCAAAUUCUUCCAGGACCGGAAGAUUGCCCACUCCCCCUUCCACACACUGAUGCCGGCGGAGCGUGAGACGUUCGUGGCACGGAAGCGGCUCCUGGAGUACAUGGGCUUGCAGCUGAGGCAGGCGGUCUUUGCCAAGGAGAGCCAGUGGGACCCCACGUGGCUGUACCUGUGCAAGAGAGCGGAGCUGAUCCCCAGCCACAGGAUGAAGAAGAAGGGCCCCAGCCUGCCCAAGGGCCUGGACGUGAAGGAGCGGGAGCAAAUUCCCUUCUUCAAGUUCUGCUACCAGUGUGGCCGCUCCAUCGGGGUCUGCCUCCUGCCCUGCUCUCGCUGCUACGGGAUCCUGACCUGCAGCAAAUACUGCAAGACCAAGGCCUGGACCGAGUUCCACAAGAAGGACUGUGGGGACUUGGCGGCCAUGGGGGAACGCCUGGAGGAAGCUUCCAGGUGGAGAGAAGAGUCUCAGUGAAGCAGCGUCUGCACUGCACGCCCGAGGCCUGGGGAGGACCCAGGACUGCGCGUUUCUCACCUGCCUGGGGGCUCUCCAGUUCCUGCGGGCGUUUCUGCUCCUUUAGGGCCGUGCUUUGUAGCAGUGUCUCCUUUGCGACCUCAAAAUAAAUUGACCCCACGGGGUGUUUUUGACAGU